AUGCCCCAAAGUAACCAGGAAAAUUCAAGAAAUAGUUCCUUACCCCAAAAUCUGGAUGAAGGUACAACAGGCAUGCUAUCGUCAGAUCUUAAAACACUCUGUGUCGAUGACAGUUCUUCUAAUUCAAAUGUUAUUUCUGAAAUUGAGAAUAGCUUAGAAUUAACCAAUAGUAGGAAUUUCAAUAAUAUUGAUACAAACAGAGAUGUUUCCUAUUACAAACAGUUAGGACAGCAAUUUGAACAUAUUAUGUUUCAACUAUACACAAAGGAGCAAAUCAAUGAUGUAAAUAGAGAUCAAGCUAUGCUAGAUUUCAUGCGUAAUGUUUGUUCUCUUCAAACCCAAAAUAAAGAGUUAAUGAAUCAAAAUGAGGGGUAUAAAGUUACAUUAUUAGAUCUUAAACAACAAUUGUUUGAUAACAAUAUGAAAAAGAAAAGUGAAUUAAAACAAUUUCAGAAACUACAUGAAAACAAAAUGAAUAUAAUCAAACAACAUGAACAAACAAAUAAAACCCUUCAAGAGAAAAUACAGAACUUAGAAAGGAUAAUUAAGACAAGAACAAAUGUUCAAAUGUUUUACUUUGACAAAUCAGUUAAAAUUUAUAGUACUGUCAAAGAAAUUUUUGCACAAACUAUAGAUAACGAGUCAGCAAAAACAUUUAAUCUGUGCUUAAAUGAUUUAAUUGAACAUAUGAAGGAUUUCAAUGAUAUCAAAAUAAUUGACUUUGAAUCGAUCAAAACAACCAUAACCAAAUUUUUUAAUAAUGAAUUUAUCAAAAUCUUUUUGGUUGAUUAUAGUAAAAAUAAACAAUUUGAUCAUUUGAUAGACAAACUAGCCUUAUUAGAAUCAGAGAAUGCCAUUUUAGAAGCCAAGAUUCAAAAACAGAAAAAAAUAUUAAAAUUGAUUGAAAGCAAUAUAGGUCUUCCAAGUUUACAAAAUAACUUGUAA
Molecule: messenger RNA, 945 nt
Organism: Arxiozyma heterogenica
Lineage: Eukaryota; Fungi; Ascomycota; Saccharomycetes; Saccharomycetales; Saccharomycetaceae
Exons: 1
Coding region: 1-945 (314 amino acids)
Source: RefSeq, a predicted model, not a curated record